UCACACGUACAUGAGUAGGUAACAGAUUAUUAAUUGGACAGUUGACAGCUUUGUGGUAUGUUUGAUGAUAACAUUCUGAAUUGAAUCUCAUUGGAAACUGAAAAUGCCUGAAGCAAGAGACAACACAGCAAAAACUUUUAAGCAGAGAAAGAGUUUUGCAACAAGAAAGGAAGAAGUUGCAGGAAUACGAGCAAAGUUUCCAAAUAAAGUACCUGUAAUAGUGGAAAGAUAUUACAAGGAACAGAGUUUACCUAUAUUAGACAAGACAAAAUUUCUGGUACCAGAGGAGCUCACAAUGUCACAGUUUGCUACUAUCAUAAGACUAAGAAUGUCAUUGAAUGAGAACCAGGCCUUCUACUUGAUUAUAAACAACAAGAGUAUAUCAAGUAUGUCCAUGUCACUCGCAGAGGUUUACCGGGACGACAAAGACGAGGACGGCUUCCUCUAUAUGACAUAUGCUUCCCAGGAAAUGUUUGGUUAAUCGUGUCAAUCUAUUUAUAGUAACAUUGUAAAAUAUUGUAUAGAGCUCAUAUAGACAGUCAGGCAGUAAAUGGAAGUGGCCAGUUUAAAACUUAUGAUAAAUUUGAUGAAAUUAUUCCAUAAUUUUGAAGCAGUAAAAGGUCAAGCAGAGGUCAACAUUUAGUGCCUUUUUUAACAUCAGCUAGACUGACAUUUAGAGACAGUACUUCUAUACAAAUAUGUUACAUUUGUGGAUUUUGGAACAUUAUUUUCACCAAAAACGUUACAAGAAACUGUGAUCUGAGACAUUUUGUUGUGCUAUUUUGUGAAUGUUUCUAUAUUAAUUAAUGUGGGUGUACCAUUAGGGCAUUUGUAUGAUUUUGUUUGAAUACAAUAUAGUUGUAUCACAUUUUGUUACUUAUUUUCAUGACAUACAUGUUAUACCCACCAAAACGUUUUUUUAUCGUAAUUGGCUUGGUAGAAUAUAUGUAUAUCAUUAAAUAUGUAAAUUCAGUUGCAUAAAUUGUAAAUGUUAUUUUUAGCUAGGCUAGGCUCGAUAUAUUAUGGAACAUGUAAAUUCCAGAAGUUGUAGCUAGGCUGCAGAUAAAAUAAAACAUGUGAAUUCCAUGCAGAAAUUAUGAUAUUUUUAUCUAGGUUUAAAAGGUAAUAUGAAACAUGUAAAUUUCAUGCAGGAAUUGUAGCUAGACUAAAAAUAUCAUGAAACCUUAAUUCCAUGUCAAUAUUAUAUUUAUAUUUCUUAGCUUUGCUUAUAUUCCACGCAGAGAUUAGAAUAGUAUAUAAAAAGGUAUGCAAAACUACUUUUUUGUUAUCAUGAGAAUUUAAGACCACAUGAUCAUAAUUACUUUUCUCUGUAUGAGAACACCUCUAACAAGGGAGGUAAUUACAAUAAUUCUCACAAGGGAGCUAAAUCAUUCUCAUUGAUAUUAUUUUAGGUUGGGGCAAUCAGUAGAAAAUCCAGUUUUUGUUCUUUUUAUUUCCAUUACUUUUUUUGUGAUAUUUUAUUUAACUGAGAAAUUUGUAUAAAUUCUUGAAUGUUUUACGUAAAAAUGAUAAAUUGAGGGAAAAAGAAGGUUGUUUUGCAUUUAUUCAGAAAGAUAUUAUAGAAAUGUCUAUAUUUUUUUGCGAAUAUGAGAUUAUAUAUAUGUAUGAAAUAUGCCAGAUAAUUUAUUUUACCAGAAGAAUUCAUUGUCAUGCCAUUUCAUUAUUGUAAUUUGUUUUGUAUGUGUAUGUAAUGUGUAUUAUUCAAAAUGUUAAUUUAUCAUUUGCUUGGCGUUAUGCAAAUUUAAGUGCCCUUGUUGUAAUGUAUAAGAAUACUUUAUAUGUACAUUUAUAUUGUUUCACUUUGAUUUAUGUAAUUUAUAAUGUAUAUGCUAUAUAAGCCAAAAGAAAAAGGCUCCAGAAAUCAACUAAAUUUUCCAUCUUUAAAGCAGCAUGCCUCUAGAUUCAUGCUAAUUUUUAAUGACUAUUUUUAAUAUGUGUUAAAAGGUAAAUAUUGUCAUGUAACCACAGAAAGUAAUUUGCAUAUUGCAAAUGACACUUGAAAUAUAAGCAAAUUACCAGAAAUAGGUCAGAAAUAUGCAAAAGUAGUCCCUCAUUGGGGUAGUAACACAGCAGAAAUAUGGUGAGAAAUUCUGCAACCUCAGUGAACAUGUAAAUAAUUUUUUGAAUUGUGAAUAUUCUUACUUUUCUAAAAAGCUUAGUAAAUUUUUCUCAAUGUUGAAUUUUUGAAAUACUUCAGCUCAUCUGGAGGCAUACAGCUUUAACUGUGAAUAAUUAUUCAGAAUUUUGGUAUUUUGAUUGAUAAUGAGAUUCUUAUCUUUGUCCAUUUUCUUAAAACUAUGUCUAGCUUUGAAACUUGAUGUUUUCUUAAUUUAUGAAGAAUGUUUCCUGAAUAGCACCAAGUUUAUAAAGAGAUUAAAGUGCAUUGAAAAAAAAACAACAUAUUUUUUUCAAAGUAUUAAAACUGUUUUAGAAUGUAUACAGAUAUGAGUAACAAAUUCUUGUUUUCCAUUACAGUAUGUACAUGUAUUUCUUAUACCGUGCUUCUUUUCUUAUUAAAUAUUUUCUUAAAUUCAGUAUAAUGUACUAUGCAAGAAUACUUACAAAAAGUGCAAUAUUUUUUUUCUGCUGUUUAACUUUUUUACCAGUAUAUGAUAGUUAAUACAUGUUCUAUUGAUAAAGAAUAUAAAAAAGUGUCGAAACCAGGGUAUAUGAUAUUACUGAAAUUAUUUUUGUCAAUAUUUUACCAAAUUAUUACAGAUUUUCUUUUACAUAUACAAUGUACAUGUGUACCUAUUUCCUUAUUUUGGGUUUGAUUUUCAUUAAAACGAAGAAUGAAGGCCAUUUGGCUUCUUUCCAGCCUUAGUGGUGGAGGAAGACCUCAGAUGCCCCCUUUGUGAGCAGGCACCUUGUUACUGAUAUGGUCCUUGUAGAUAUUUUGACAAUCUUACUCUAUGAUUGAAAAGACGGGUGAUUUUUGUGUUUAUAAAAAUGACAUUACUUGAGUUGUGUUUCGUUUUCUCCCAAUUUCUCAAGUGAUAUUUUAAGGGUUGUUUUGUAAUUUUUGCCGAGUGUGGUACACAGUUGAAAUAUAAUCAUUAUGUAAUAUGAUGGAGCUCUUGGACACAUUUUAAUCUUCUUCCAGUUGUAAUGAUAUUACAAAUGUACAUGUUUAUUAAAGUACCGUACAUGUAGAUUUCCAUUAUUAAGCUUGAUGCCUUAUGUAUGAAUUAUAUGUAGACUAAAACCUAGAGAUUGCUCAUAUUCUGUACCCGUCAUAUUACUGACAUUAGUAAAAUUUGAAAAUUUGUUGAAUGAAAUAUGUGAUAAAUAUAGUUAACAAUAUUGAUGAACAUGAUAUUUGCUCUUUUUUUUUUCAAAAAGUCUAUGUAUACAUUUAUUAUGAAUUGACAUUUGAAAUAAAUCUCAAAAAAGAC
Molecule: messenger RNA, 3416 nt
Organism: Ruditapes philippinarum (Manila clam)
Lineage: Eukaryota; Metazoa; Mollusca; Bivalvia; Venerida; Veneridae
Product: microtubule-associated proteins 1A/1B light chain 3C-like
Exons: 4
Coding region: 104-481 (125 amino acids)
Biological process (GO): macroautophagy; cellular response to nitrogen starvation; autophagosome assembly
Cellular component (GO): cytosol; autophagosome; autophagosome membrane
Molecular function (GO): ubiquitin protein ligase binding
Source: RefSeq, a predicted model, not a curated record